Molecule: messenger RNA, 5906 nt
Organism: Lontra canadensis (Northern American river otter)
Lineage: Eukaryota; Metazoa; Chordata; Mammalia; Carnivora; Mustelidae
Gene: PPP1R9A
Product: protein phosphatase 1 regulatory subunit 9A
Exons: 22
Coding region: 542-4570 (1342 amino acids)
Biological process (GO): neuron projection development; actin filament organization; calcium-mediated signaling
Cellular component (GO): postsynaptic density; actin cytoskeleton; dendrite
Molecular function (GO): actin filament binding
Source: RefSeq, a predicted model, not a curated record
GAGCCGGCCCGCGCGGAUAGAGCCGCGGCCACCGUGGGGCGGGGGGCGCCUCUAAGGAGGGGGGUGGGAGCCGCGGCCGCCCGACCCUCCCCGCCGGCGGCGGCUCCCGCUCGGGGAGCUCGGCUUUCCCCGUGCCACACUGGGAUCCGCCUGGCAGCCGCCGGGAGCCGCAGCCAAUGUGUUAGGACUUCAGGUGCUUUUUGGCACAAAGCUAGACUGCGACCUCCUACCAUAGCGCUUGGCGUCACCUGCUCUCCCGGCCCUGCCCCGGGGCCGAGGGAUUGCGUCCCGAACCAGGCUUGGGAACCGGCUGCCUCUCAAAUGAACCUCUAGUCUUGCUUUGAAAAAGCCAUUUUGUAUAACCCCUGACUGAAUAAUUUUCUAAUACACCUGUUGGGAGGAUCACUGAUACAGUAUGGCAUUUGAGAGGUACUUUUUUUUGACGAAAUACUGGUGAUUAGAGAAGAGAGGUGUUUUGUUUUUGUUUUUUGUUUUUUUUCCUGAUCAUUAUGAACAUUGGCUUUUCACCCCUGAAGUAAAAAUGUUGAAAACCGAGUCUUCAGGUGAACGAACCACUCUCAGAAGUGCCUCUCCUCACAGGAAUGCUUAUAGAACUGAGUUCCAGGCACUGAAAAGUACCUUUGACAAACCCAAGUCAGAUGGAGAGCAAAAAACAAAAGAAGGUGAGGGCUCCCAGCAGAGCAGGGGGAGGAAAUAUGGCUCCAACGUCAACAGAAUUAAAAAUCUAUUUAUGCAGAUGGGUAUGGAACCCAAUGAAAAUGCUGCAGUCAUUGCCAAAACAAGGGGGAAAGGUGGACCUUCAUCUCCACAGAGAAGAAUGAGGCCCAAAGAAUUUCUGGAAAAAACAGAUGGCUCGGUUGUUAAGUUGGAGUCCUCUGUUUCAGAACGAAUCAGUAGAUUUGACACAAUGUACGAUGGCCCUUCAUAUUCUAAGUUCACAGAAACUCGGAAGAUGUUUGAGAGAAGUGUGCAUGAGUCAGGACAGAACAAUCGCUAUUCCCCAAAGAAAGAGAAAGCUGGAGGGAGUGAGCCUCAGGAUGAGUGGGGUGGCUCGAAGUCCAACAGAGGCAGUACCGAUUCCUUGGACAGCCUUAGCUCCCGGACAGAGGCUGUCUCCCCAACUGUGAGUCAACUGAGUGCAGUGUUUGAGAAUACCGAUUCCCCCACUGCCAUUGUUCCUGAGAAGGCUGAGAACAACGAAUACUCAGUGACUGGGCAUUAUCCCCUGAAUCUACCAUCUGUUACUGUUACAAAUCUUGACACUUUUGGCCACCUUAAGGAUUCUAAUUCUUGGUCUCCUCCAAGCAAACACGGUGAUGAUGCAGAGGAUUCUCAGAAGGGUCAUACAGCUCCGGGACCAGAAGUGGCUUUGAAAAGUACCUCUCUAGCCUCCAUACCCAGUGAAGAGACACAGCAGAGCGAGGAAGCCGAGGACUCCACAUCCAACCAAGAGACUCCUGUCAGGAUUGACAGAGACGUUCCUGAAGAACCUUGUGCUGACACUAAGGCAAUGCCAGAGUCUGAAAUCCCUUCACCACAAAAUGAACCUUUAGAAGACGCCGAAGCUAAUUUAGUUGGGAGUGAGGCAGCAAUGCAUCAGAAGAAAGACCUGGCAGGUGGUGAUUUUACCUCUGCUGAUGCUUCUGGAUCCAGGUGUGGAAAGGAAGUACCUGAAGAUUCGGUUCAUUUUGAGAGUUCCCAUGUUUACAUGCACAGUGACUAUAAUGUAUACAGGGUCAGAUCCAGGUAUAAUUCAGACUGGGGAGAGACGGGCACUGAGCAGGAUGAGCAGGAAGAGAGUGAUGAAAACAGUUACUAUCAACCUGAUAUGGAAUACUCGGAAAUUGUUGGAUUGCCAGAAGAAGACGACAUCCCAGCAAAUAGGAAAAUUAAGUUUAGUAGUGCUCCAAUUAAGGUUUUCAGCACAUACUCCAAUGAAGACUAUGACAGGAGGAACGACGAAGUGGACCCUGUGGCUGCUUCGGCUGAGUAUGAGCUCGAAAAACGUGUAGAAAAGCUGGAACUUUUCCCAGUGGAACUAGAGAAAGAUGAGGAUGGACUUGGUAUAAGCAUUAUUGGAAUGGGUGUUGGAGCAGAUGCCGGACUUGAAAAGCUGGGAAUAUUUGUCAAGACAGUAACAGAAGGUGGUGCUGCUCAGAGGGAUGGCAGAAUACAAGUCAAUGACCAGAUUGUGGAAGUGGAUGGAAUCAGCUUGGUGGGUGUCACACAGAAUUUUGCUGCAACUGUUCUCAGAAACACCAAGGGCAAUGUCAGAUUUGUUAUUGGGCGAGAAAAGCCAGGACAAGUGAGUGAGGUUGCCCAGUUGAUAAGCCAGACGCUGGAACAAGAAAGGCGCCAGAGAGAGCUGUUGGAGCAGCACUACGCCCAGUACGACGCUGACGACGAUGAGAGCACUGUGGCUGAAUUGCAAGGAGUGUCUGGCAACAGCAAUAACAAUAACAACUAUUUCCUUAAGACAGGAGAAUAUGCCACAGAUGAAGAGGAGGAUGAAGUAGGACCUGUUCUUCCUGGCGGUGACAUGGCCAUUGAAGUCUUUGAGCUGCCUGAAAAUGAGGAUAUGUUUUCCCCAUCAGACCUGGACACAAGCAAGCUCAGUCACAAGUUCAAAGAGUUGCAAAUCAAACACGCAGUUACAGAAGCAGAGAUUCAAAAGUUGAAGACCAAGCUGCAAGCAGCAGAAAAUGAGAAAGUGAGGUGGGAACUAGAAAAAACCCAACUCCAGCAGAAUAUAGAAGAGAAUAAAGAGAGAAUGCUGAAGUUGGAGAGCUACUGGAUUGAGGCUCAGACCUUAUGCCACACAGUGAAUGAGCACCUCAAGGAGACUCAAAGCCAGUAUCAGGCCUUGGAGAAGAAAUACAACAAGGCAAAGAAAUUGAUCAAGGAUUUUCAACAAAAAGAACUUGAUUUCAUCAAGAGACAGGAAGCAGAAAGAAAGAAAAUAGAAGAUUUGGAAAAAGCUCAUCUUGUGGAAGUUCAAGGUCUGCAAGUACGGAUUAGAGAUUUGGAAGCUGAGGUGUUCCGACUACUGAAGCAAAAUGGGACUCAAGUUAACAACAACAACAACAUCUUCGAGAGAAGAACAUCUCUUGGUGACGUCUCUAAAGGAGAUACCAUGGAGAAUUUGGAUGUCAAGCAGACAUCUUGUCAAGAUGGCCUAAGUCAAGACUUGAAUGAGGCAGUCCCAGAGACAGAGCGCCUGGAUUCAAAAGCACUGAAAACCCGAGCCCAGCUCUCUGUGAAGAACAGACGCCAGAGGCCCUCUAGGACAAGACUCUAUGAUAGUGUCAGUUCAACAGAUGGGGAAGACAGUCUGGAGCGGAAGCCGUCAAACAGUUUCUAUAACCACACGCACAUUUCCAAAUCACUUCUGCCCAAGGGUUUGAGAACUUCUCCAGAAUCAGAUUCUGGUGCUCCAUCCCUCACUCCAGUGGCUGGCAGUGUGCCCUUCUCAUCUGACCACAUAGCUGAAUUUCCAGAGGGACCACUGAGCCCGGAAAAGGAGCCUUCCUCCCUUAUUUGGGGAGACACUUCACUCUCCUCUCCUUCAAAAUCUGACCAUGAUAUGGAAGAAUCUCCAUGCCACCAUCAAGCCACCACCAAGAAAACACCACAAGAAAAAGAUGGUGCCAAAGGUCCCAAAUCACUAAGGGCAUCCAGUUCAUUGGUGGUGCAAGGAGGAAAAUUUAAGCGCAAGUUUGUGGAUCUGGGGGCACCUUUGCGAAGGAGUUCCAACAAGGGAAAGAAAUGGAAAGAGAAGGAGAAAGAAGCCACUAGGUUCUCUCCAGGUAGCAGGAUCUUCAGAAGCAGGCUGGAACACUGGAAACCCAAGCCGUCCCCCGCGCCUCAGGCCUCCACCCGCUCGCCGUGCAUCCCUUUCUCGUGGUUUAAUGAGAGCCGAAAAGGAUCCUAUUCCUUCAGGGACCUGCCUUCACCUACAAGUCCCCUUCAGCCUUCUCCUGAAACUCUAAUUUCAGAUAAAAAGGGGUCCAAGAAUUUUACCUUCAACGAUGACUUCAGUCCCAGCAGUACCAGUUCGGCAGACCUCAGUGGCCUGGGAGCGGAACCCAAAACACCUGGGCUCUCUCAGUCCUUAGCGCUGUCGUCAGAUGAGAGCCUGGAUAUGAUAGAUGACGAGAUCCUUGAUGAUGGACAGUCUCCCAAACACAGUCAGUGUCAGAGUCGGGCGGUCCAUGAAUGGAGCGUGCAGCAGGUUUCCCACUGGCUAAUGAGCCUAAACCUGGAGCAGUAUGUAUCUGAAUUCAGUGCCCAAAACGUCACUGGCGAGCAACUCCUGCAGUUGGAUGGAAAUAAACUUAAGGCUCUGGGAAUGACGUCAUCCCAGGACCGAGCCGUGAUCAAAAAAAAACUCAAGGAAAUGAAGGUAUCUCUCGAGAAGGCUCGGAAGGCUCAAGAGAAGAUGGAAAAACAAAGAGAAAAGCUGAGGAGGAAGGAGCAAGAGCAGAUGCAGAGGAAGUCUAAAAAGACAGAAAAGAUGACCGCUGUGUCAGAGGGUGCUGGCGAGCAGUAACGCACACCCCCUCCCAGACAGCUCUCCCCUCUUCCCGCCCUGCUCUCCUCCCGGGGACGAAGGAACUGAUGGCAGGGGUAAUGUGCUCUAAGCCAAGUGGGGAACCGCGUGUGGCAUACCUGCAUUUUCUGCAAUAAUAGAAUACACUUUUAAUUUUCGCCUCCUGAAAUAAUCCCAAGCCACCUUUGUUUAUUACCAAACCAAGGGUCUCGUUUGUGAAAGAUGCAAAAUAGCUGUGUUUCUCUCUUCUCUUGCUUACCACCCUCUUGUGUUGCAUUGGGUGGGUGGUGUCCCUGGGGGAAUCGGUGUCACCCUGCCGAGGAAAAGCAUGGUGUGUCUCGGAGCACCAUGACUUUUCAGUCUGGGAAUCCUGAAACUGAGCAGUGGCUUGUAUCUGCAUGGCCAAGAGCCUCACUCUACUGUGAGAUCAGGGCUCCAGAAUCUGCUCCAGUGUGUGGACAGUGUUUGUGUCUGGACAGUGAGACAACCCCACUGUAGAAACACAGGUGCCAGGCCACAUAAUUAUAUCCGGUGGCAAAAAGCAAGCAAGCUCUUCUGUUUGCUGGGCAUCCGAAAGAGAGAAAAGAAUUCAUGAUUUGUUAACCCCAGAAGGAAGCAGAAGCCUUCAGAAUGUGGAUGUGGGUAUUACCUCAGGGUUCUGAGGGUAACAUUUGUCCUCCAGAUCGAGCCGAACAAAGGAAAAAAUCAGAGGUUAACACAGCCCCAGGAUGUUGGGAUCCAUUGUUUACUUUGCUCCUGCUGUGUGUUCAGUAGUUCAGCGACACAGACACACAUAAUGUAGUUCCUUUAUUUCCCAACAAGUUGAACAGGAAAUUGAUUUUUAAGGAAACCAACAUUUUCAGGUUUCCUCUCCUCGGGAACAUUCUGGCUAGUCUUCAGCCUGACUGUGACACAAUCAGGAACUUGUCACAUAUUUUCUACUUAAGAUUUCCCAAGUGGGCUCAGUUAGUGUUUUAACAAAUGUACUUUUAAGAAAAAUAGAAAUACCAGUUAGAGAAAAUUUAGAUGUGAGUAACACUCAACCAGAGAAGCAAUUUUAUUGAGCACACAGAAUGUUCCCAUAAAGGAGAGCUGACAGAUUUUAUAGAUGUUUUGAAUGGUUUUUCUGAGCCGUUCUCUUUCAUUCUUUAGAGAUUUCCAUGUUACAGGUAAAGUUUGUUUAAGAGAGUUCACAGGAGACAGUCUACCAGCGGAGACAGUUAUGCUGAUUUUAAAGCCAGUAUAUGAAGGAUUUCAGCAUUUCAUCCAACUAAUUCAAGCAGAAGAGACUAGGGCAGAAGGAGGAGAAAAUAAACUCAUCUUGAGACACUUCCAA